This is a messenger RNA of Hibiscus syriacus, 2354 nucleotides long. RefSeq lists its product as uncharacterized. NCBI's taxonomy places the organism in Eukaryota, Viridiplantae, Streptophyta, Magnoliopsida, Malvales, Malvaceae. Bases 132 to 2339 code for a protein of 735 amino acids. The transcript is spliced from 14 exons. The record is from RefSeq and is a predicted model, not a curated record.
AAAACAUUGGCGCAGCCCGUCCCGAUCACUAGCUUCGUUCAAAUACGCAUUUUCACAAACAAAUUGUUAGCAUAAGUUAAAGCUUCGAUUGCUGCCUGACAUCUUUCGUGCCCCUUUAUACGAUUCGCUCAAUGAGGAAAGUGUUCGCCACUCUCAGCCGUCAUCACCGUUUCACAUUGCUCUCCACUGCACUAAACCAUAAUAUACCUGUUGAAAUUAUGAUGCGUCGUUCUAUUUCCCUAGAAGUUCAGAUGGAUACUGGACAUCCAUUUUACUUGCUGCAACAACAUCUGUUUUCUACGGGUUUUGCCAGUGUGCAUGGUGAGAGGCCUUCUGCAGAGUAUGCCAAAUUGAGGAAGGAAUCACUAGAAAGUGAAUUCGGGCAUACUGUUGGAACGCACAGCUCGAAAAGUAUUUCUGCUGUCUACAGAUUUGGCCCAUUUCUGGCUUUGUACAGAGCAGCAAUCAUUUCAUAUCAUGUGUUGAAGUUGACCAUUUGGCAAUUCUUUUUUCGAGACAUAAAAGAGCGUGCGGUGAAGUUUCGUGAGAUGUUAAUUCGCUUGGGUCCUUUCUAUGUUAAGCUUGGGCAGGCUUUGAGCACAAGAGCAGAUAUAUUGCCAUCUGUCUAUUGUCAAGAGCUUGCUAAGUUACAGGAUCAAAUUCCCCCAUUUCCAACCCAUAUUGCAAUAAAAUCUAUUGUGACUGAAUUGGGUAUUCCAGUUUCUGAAAUUUUUGCUGAUAUAAGCCAAGAGCCUAUUGCAGCAGCAUCUUUAGGACAGGUGUAUAAAGCUCGCCUUCAUUCUGGAGAACUUGUAGCUGUUAAAGUGCAGAGGCCUGGUAUGUCACUCUUGUUGACCCUUGAUGCACUGUUGUUCCAUAUGAUUGGGGGCCAAUUAAAGCGAUUUGCAAAAGCUCGCAAGGAUCUGUUAGUUGCUGUAAAUGAAAUGGUAAGGCACAUGUUUGACGAAAUUGAUUAUGUGUUGGAGGCUAGAAAUGCUGAACGCUUUGCCUCUCUUUAUGGUGUCUGUCCUGGUGAUAGCCAUACUUGUAAUCAAAAUGCAAAAUAUAUGAAUGCCAUCAAAAACAAAAAUGGAAAGGGAAUUAAAGUGCCAAAAAUAUACUGGGACCUGACACGAAAAACUGUUCUUACAAUGGAAUGGGUAGAUGGAAUUAAGCUCACAGAUGAAUCUUCCCUGAAGAAAGCAUGUCUAAACCGAAGGGAACUGGUUGAUCAGGGAGUGUACUGCUCUUUGAGACAAAUGCUUGAGGUGGGGUUUUUCCAUGCUGACCCACAUCCUGGAAACCUUCUUGCUACUAGCAGUGGAUCCCUUGCAUAUAUUGACUUUGGGAUGAUGGGGGAUAUCCCUCGCCAUUACCGUGUAGGACUUAUUCAAGUGCUUGUGCACUUCGUUAAUCGUGACUCUCUGGGAUUGGCAAAUGAUUAUCUUUCAUUGGGAUUUAUUCCUGAAGGAGUUGAUAUACAAUCCGUGGCAGAUGCUUUGAAGGCAUCUUUUGGGGAUGAGACUCAGCAAUCUAAAGACUUCCAGAGUAUAAUGAACCAGUUAUAUGAUGUGAUGUACGAUUUUAACUUCUCUCUUCCCCCGGACUAUGCUCUUGUGGUAAGAGCUCUUGGUUCACUGGAAGGGACAGCAAAAGCGCUUGAUCCUGAUUUCAAAGUGGUUGAAAGUGCAUACCCAUUUGUGAUUGGAAGGCUUUUGGCUGAUCCCAAUCCUGACAUGAGAAAAAUCUUAAGAGAGCUUAUCAUCCGUAAUAAUGGAUCCAUUAGGUGGAACCGCCUAGAGCGCUUGGUAGCUGCAAUAUCAGAACAGGCUUCUGAAUCAUUGGAUAAACAUCCCAAGAUUAAAGAAAACCACUCCCCUCCGUCAGAAUGGAAGUCAUUUGACAUGCAUGCAGUUGUUGAUGCCACAGAAGAUCUUCUGCAUUUCAUUCUCUCUGAGAAGGGUCUAGUGGUGCGGGUUUUCCUCCUACGGGAUAUAGUUCAAGCAGCCGAUGUUUUUUUGCAGGACGAAUUUGGUUGUAGGCUAGAAGCUGAAAGCAGAGCAAGAGGAACUUCAGAAUCUGAGGAUCAUGCAAUGAUGAAGAGAGUGACUAAUGGAUUUAGGUCUCUCCAUCAAGCAGUAAAGUUGGCCCCUGAGAUAUGGAUAGCAAUGUUGAUGCGGCUUGCAUUGAAGCCAGAAGCCCUUAGCUUUUCUAUAGACAUCAUAUCAACCGUCUCGUUGCACGUCGGCAACAAAUUCCCAGAUACUUGUUGGGUUUUUAUGUCUAGACUAUGUCACAAGUUGACCAAAAAUCAUGGACCUGACCCUUCAAUUAGAUGAUAAUUAAUUUUUGAA